CGAGAAUUGAGUUUCCAAUUCUAAUCCAAUCAGCUUUUACACUGCCACUCCUCUUCCCUUUCUCAGCUCAUUUCAUCUUACACCCACUACCACAUCACCAUGUCUGGCUACUCGAACGUUGGUAACUCCCAGGUCUAUGAGGCCGGCGACCAGAGACAAGUCAAGGCGUCCGAAAUGCAAGAAGCCGACAGGUACAACGAAGGCCAGCCUCACUCCCACAAGAGCCUCGAUUCGAAGGAUGAGCGAACCAUUGCCAACAAGCUAGCAGCAGCAGAGAAGAAGGACGAAGACCGUGAAGACCCCGAAACCAAGAUGUCGAAGCGGGAUCCAACUCUACCGGCGAAGAUGCACGGCAACGACCCGUCUAAAGGCGCAAAGAUAGAUGCGGAAUUGGCCGCAGAGGAGGAAGCCGAAUUGAAGCGGAAGGGCAGGGCGUGAGGGCAGGACAGAACACAGCUGUCAGGUCAUGGACCAUUGUAAUAUGUGAAUUGAUACAAUAUUGAUGAGGGCAUCCCAAGAUCGAUACAGCAAGAUAUCGGCUCGAGGCAGCAUUCCUAUGGUGCAGAAAGUCUGGGUCGUAAACAUUUGUUGAGACGAGCUAAGGUCAGUA
Molecule: messenger RNA, 610 nt
Organism: Sodiomyces alkalinus F11
Lineage: Eukaryota; Fungi; Ascomycota; Sordariomycetes; Glomerellales; Plectosphaerellaceae
Exons: 4
Coding region: 100-438 (112 amino acids)
Source: RefSeq, a predicted model, not a curated record